This is a messenger RNA of Castor canadensis (American beaver), 1694 nucleotides long. The record is from RefSeq and is a predicted model, not a curated record. Lineage: Eukaryota; Metazoa; Chordata; Mammalia; Rodentia; Castoridae.
AACUUAUAAGGUAGCUGUUAUCUAUUGAAGUAAAAUUGAGGAUAGGAAACUAGAGACAAGGAAAGUAAGUUGCCAAUAUUAUUUGGUAAAUAAACAGACCCAAAAUUUGAACCCAUUUCAUCUGUGUAUAAAGACUUUUACCUUCUGGGCAACACCACCUACUGUAGUUUUAUGGGUAUGAUGUUGCAAACUAGGUAGAAAUCAAAGUAAAGAGUUAUGGACAAUAUGGUUGAGAGGAGCUGGGGAUAAUUCAGAUUGUAGGUUGAAUCGAAUCAAACUUUCUUUUCUUUCCUCUAUAGGUGUCUGCCUCCUCUGGUGCAACUGGCAAGUCUUCUAGUAUGAAUACCACAGGAACCAAGGCUGUGAAAACAGAGCCUGAGAAGAAGCCACAAUCAGCUAAGCCCCCAGUGGUUCAUGAGAAAAAAUCCCAAGAAGGAAAGCCAAAGGAGCACACAGAGUCAAAGAGGCUCCCCAGGCAUGCACCAGAUACAAGAAGCAAACAUGCUCAAAAUGAAAAAGCAGUUUCCAGAUCAAAUGAGCAGCUGACAUCAGAGAAAACAACAGAGCCAAAGACUAAAUCACAAGACACUACUUCUGCCAGUGGAGAAAGUGUCAUUGCUGGUGUAGCUGCAAUAUCUGACAAACCAGAUGGCAAGACUAAAUCACAAGACACUACUUCUGCCAGUGGAGAAAGUGUCAUUGCUGGUGUAGCUGCAAUAUCUGACAAACCAGAUGGCAAGAAAAAAGAAAAGAAAUCGUUAACUCCAGCUGUGCCCGUUGCAGCCAAACCGGACAAACCAUCUGGAAGGUAUGAAAGUCUCAGUGCUCUCCUGCAUAAGAUAUCAGGCAUGGAUUCUGCUUUGGAUGACUUGAUAGACACUUUAGGAGGACCUGAAGAAACUAAUGAAGAGAAUACAACGUAUACGGGACCAGUGGUUUCGGAUCCAAUGAGUUCUACCUACAUUGAGGAAUUGGGCAAAAGAGAAGUCACAAUUCCUCCAAAAUAUAGAGAACUAUUGGCUAAAAAGGAAGGAACCACAGGGCCUCCUCCAGACUCUUCGAAAUCCAUGGGGCCAGACGAUGCCAUCGAUGCCUUGUCAUCUGACUUUACCUGUAGUUCUCCUACCACUGGUGGAAAAUCUGAGAAAGAGAAAUCUUCAGAAGUCUUAAAAGCUGAGUCAGCUAGGGUAAUCAGAAGUACUGCUCCACCCCAGGAGAAAAAGAAAGGUGGAAGAGGUACCAAUAAGGAUGCCAUGAGUGAUCAAGCACUUGAGGCUUUGUCAGCUUCACUGGGUACCCGGAAAUCAGACCCUGAGAUCGACCUCAGCUCCAUUAAGGAAGCCGAUGAGCCAAAAGCUAAAGAAGAAAAUCUAGAGAAGUGUGGUGAGGAUGAAGAAACAAUUCCAUCGGAGUACAGACUAAAACCAGUCACGGAUAAAGAUGGAAAACCACUGUUCCCAGAGCCUGAAGAAAAAUCCAAGCCCCUGAGUGAAUCAGAGCUCAUUGAUGAACUUUCGAAAGAUUUCAAUCAGUCUGAAUGUAAAGAAAAACAUUCCAAGCCAACUGAAAAAACAGAAAAAUCUAAGGCCACUGUCCCAGCUCCUGUAGCAGAGGUUGUGUCUCAGACCUCCAUGUGUAGUAUACAGUCAGCACCACCCAAGCCAACUUCCCUGGUGAGUGACUCCUUGGCAUUG